ACUUCACGUCAGUUGCUGUUUUCACCAAGAACCAUUCAAAAACCGUCAACGAAAAAACACGUGUCGUUCUAUAUGAAAAACAAAUUUUUUUAAAAUGUUGCUCUAAAAAUCGAGUAGUGUUGAAGAAAUCAGUGAGAGUGUUGAUUUCAUUUCAUGCGAGUUUAACACUAACUCAAAAUGAGUACAAUUUUGGAAAAAAUUGCAGCGAUCGAGGCCGAGAUGGCCCGAACGCAAAAAAAUAAAGCCACCUCAGGCCAUUUGGGUUUAUUGAAAGCAAAAUUGGCAAAAUUAAGAAGAGAGCUUAUUACUCCAAAAGGCGGUGGUGGGGGUGGCGAGGCUGGUUUCGAAGUCGCCAAAACUGGGGAUGCUCGAAUCGGUUUUGUGGGUUUUCCAUCUGUUGGGAAAUCGACACUUUUAAGUACAUUGGCCGGGGUUUAUUCAGAAGUCGCGGCCUAUGAAUUUACAACACUCACGACAGUUCCUGGAUGCAUUAAAUAUAAAGGAGCAAAAAUCCAGUUGCUCGAUCUUCCCGGUAUCAUCGAAGGUGCAAAAGAUGGCAAAGGUAGAGGAAGACAAGUCAUUGCAGUAGCGAGAACUUGCAGUUUAAUUUUUAUCGUUCUAGACGUUCUUAAACCUUUGGGCCAUAAACGGCUCAUUGAACACGAGCUCGAGGGUUUUGGUCUUCGAUUAAAUAAACAACCACCAAAUAUCACCUUUAGAAAAAAGGAUAAAGGUGGAAUUAAUCUACAAACAAUGUGUCAACAAUCCGAACUCGAUCUAGACACUGUGAAAUCAAUUCUCUCUGAAUAUAAAAUUCACAAUGCGGAUAUUACAUUGAGAUACGAUGCAACUUCUGACGAUUUAAUUGAUAUUAUUGAAGGAAAUCGAGUUUAUGUCCCCUGCAUUUAUUUACUCAACAAAAUAGAUCAAAUUAGCAUUGAGGAACUAGACGUUAUUUACAAAAUACCGCAUUGCGUUCCAAUUUCCGCUCAUCAUAAAUGGAAUUUCGAUGAUUUGUUGGAAAAAAUGUGGGAUUAUUUGCAGCUUGUUAGAAUUUACACGAAACCUAAAGGACAGCUUCCAGAUUAUAGUUCUCCGGUCGUUUUGAAUACAGACAGAAGAACAGUCGAAGAUUUCUGCAAUAAACUCCAUCGAUCGAUCGCAAAGGAAUUUAAAUAUGCGCUCGUUUGGGGUUCAUCAGUGAAACAUCAACCGCAAAAAGUCGGAAAAGAUCACGUCCUAUGUGACGAAGACGUUGUACAAAUCGUCAAAAAAGUGUGAUUUUAUAUUGCUCAUUUUUCUGUAAAGUUUCAUUUACUUUACAGAAAAGAAAUGGAAUAUCGCCUCAUGAUUGCAAAUAAUAAUAAGUUAAAUUCUUUUAAAA
Leptopilina heterotoma is the source of this 1384-nucleotide messenger RNA. It is a transcript of the gene 128up, whose product is annotated as GTP-binding protein 128up. Gene Ontology annotation, cellular component: cytoplasm. The record is from RefSeq and is a predicted model, not a curated record. Lineage: Eukaryota; Metazoa; Arthropoda; Insecta; Hymenoptera; Figitidae. Gene Ontology annotation, molecular function: GTP binding; GTPase activity. The transcript has 8 exons. Gene Ontology annotation, biological process: cytoplasmic translation. Bases 178 to 1281 code for a protein of 367 amino acids.